GGGACGCCAACGAACCGUCUGCACGUUCCUGCAUGUACACCCGCCUAUCCUAACCUUUUUUAUGGCGAUGGGCGAAUGACGGCGCAGCGAUUCAGCUCUUUUUGUGCACAUUUUUCUGAGGUCUCAGCUUGCGCGCGCGAGCAGUUCGUUGCCCCUCCCCCUACCCUUUUUUCCGGCUUUCCGGGAAGUAUGGCUGCCUCAGCCACGAUGGCUACUUCAGGUUCUGCCCGAAAGCGUUUGCUGAAGGAGGAAGACAUGACCAAAGUGGAAUUCGAGACCAGUGAAGAGGUGGACGUGACACCCACCUUCGACACGAUGGGUUUGCGGGAGGACCUGUUGCGUGGCAUAUACGCCUACGGUUUUGAGAAACCAUCAGCUAUCCAACAGCGUGCUAUCAAACAAAUUAUUAAAGGAAGAGAUGUCAUUGCACAGUCUCAAUCUGGUACAGGCAAAACAGCAACAUUUAGCAUUUCAGUUCUCCAGUGUUUGGAUAUUCAGGUGCGAGAAACCCAGGCUUUGAUAUUAGCCCCAACCAGGGAAUUAGCUGUCCAAAUUCAAAAGGGUCUGCUUGCUCUAGGUGAUUACAUGAAUGUCCAAUGUCACGCCUGUAUUGGGGGGACAAAUGUUGGUGAAGAUAUCAGGAAAUUGGAUUAUGGGCAGCAUGUUGUUGCUGGUACACCAGGGCGUGUAUUUGAUAUGAUUCGUCGCAGAAGUUUAAGAACCCGUGCUAUCAAGAUGUUGGUUUUGGAUGAAGCUGAUGAAAUGCUUAAUAAAGGGUUCAAGGAACAAAUUUAUGAUGUGUACAGAUACUUGCCUCCAGCUACUCAGGUGGUUUUAAUCAGUGCUACAUUGCCUCACGAAAUCUUAGAAAUGACCAACAAAUUCAUGACUGAUCCAAUUCGCAUCUUGGUAAAACGUGAUGAAUUGACUCUUGAAGGAAUCAAACAAUUUUUUGUGGCAGUGGAAAGGGAAGAAUGGAAAUUUGAUACUUUAUGUGAUCUUUAUGAUACAUUGACCAUCACUCAAGCAGUCAUCUUUUGUAAUACCAAAAGGAAGGUAGACUGGCUAACUGAAAAGAUGAGAGAAGCCAACUUCACUGUUUCAUCAAUGCAUGGAGACAUGCCCCAGAAAGAGAGAGAGUCUAUCAUGAAAGAGUUUAGAUCUGGUGCAAGCCGAGUACUCAUUUCUACAGAUGUGUGGGCCAGAGGAUUAGAUGUUCCCCAAGUCUCUCUGAUCAUUAAUUAUGACUUACCCAAUAACAGAGAAUUAUAUAUACACAGAAUUGGGAGAUCAGGUCGAUAUGGCCGAAAGGGUGUUGCAAUUAAUUUUGUCAAGAAUGAUGAUAUACGUAUUCUCAGAGAUAUUGAACAGUACUAUUCAACACAAAUUGAUGAAAUGCCCAUGAAUGUUGCUGAUCUUAUCUGAGGAAACAACUUUGAAGACCAGUUGGAGUCUAUUUUCUUAGUUUUCUACUAUAUUUGGAAGUUGGAGAACUUACUGUCUGCCAUAGAAGUACAAUUUUUAUUUAAUAAGAGGGUUUAUUUGUGUUAAACUCUCUUCACCCAGCUCUUGUCCCACAAACUGCUUUGUGGAAUUUCUGCCUGCUUGCGUGUAAAAUAUGCAUUAAGUAUGUUUUUCAUUAAAAAAUGAGAAAUUUUCACAUAAA
Antechinus flavipes (yellow-footed antechinus) is the source of this 1666-nucleotide messenger RNA. RefSeq names its product eukaryotic initiation factor 4A-III-like. The record is from RefSeq and is a predicted model, not a curated record. Lineage: Eukaryota; Metazoa; Chordata; Mammalia; Dasyuromorphia; Dasyuridae. Gene Ontology annotation, cellular component: catalytic step 2 spliceosome; nucleolus. The transcript has 12 exons. Bases 76 to 1425 code for a protein of 449 amino acids. Gene Ontology annotation, molecular function: ATP binding; mRNA binding; RNA helicase activity.